Molecule: messenger RNA, 1792 nt
Organism: Klebsormidium nitens
Lineage: Eukaryota; Viridiplantae; Streptophyta; Klebsormidiophyceae; Klebsormidiales; Klebsormidiaceae
Source: the annotation of a GenBank genome assembly
AGCUAGCCUGAGCUGGUGACCCUGUUUCAUGAGCUUGCCAUGCAUGUACCAAUUCAAACCAAGGAGCUGGAGCUGGGCCAUUCUGGCGUUUUCCUGCUGAACAGUUCUAGGUCUCAUUCCGCCAGGAUGCACGUAGAUGCACGUUGAUGCAUGCAACUUUCUGGGUCAUACAACAGCUUGCUUAUCUGCGCAACGCUGCUGCAUUUGAGCGAGCGGUACUCACAACGAAAAGUAAUAAAGGAAUGGGCGCUGUUCCGCUCAAUGACGAUGACCAUCCCACACUACCGCAGUCCCCAUUCAGAGCACGACUUGCCAGUGAGGUCCGCAAGAAGCUAGAAGAGGCUGUGAGGAAGACAGGGAGCGAACGAGUUCGGCAGCUGCAAGACCUGUUCACGGAUAUCGCUUUGGAGGUCAACACAAAAGCAGAAGCGAACCUGUACAAAGUCAACACUGCGACAAUUGAGGCCAAAGCUCGCCGGCGGAAGCGCAGCCUGUGCUACUACGAGGUCCUAGCGGAGCACUACUUCCAGUCGCCCGACGACGCCAAGGAGAUUGUGCCGCUGAUCAGUGCGCUCUGGAGCCAGUACUUCACGUUCCAGAUCUUCGCACUCCUGCUCUACCGAUGGCUGUUCGAAACCCCUCCAGUUCAAUCAGACGAUAUGCUGCGCUUCAACAAGGCCUUCCUUAACGGAGCGAGCCACGUCUUCUGGAUUGAUAUCCAAAGCAACGCUGUCCGCUUCCAGCCAUUGUACCGAUACAUCCUGUAUGACGUCGUCCUGAACGAUGCCCGCGUCAAAGAGUUCCCAGCACAGGUCGACAGUGACCUGUUCAAGCUCGCCUCCCGCUUUCUCUUCUUCUAUGAGCAUGCUGACCAGCUGGCGGUCCUCCUCCAAACGCUGCCCGACUCGGUGCGGAGAGCGUCGUGGAGCCUGCCGCUGGAUAUCUUCGCCACGGAGGUUACCAACCACUUGCAGAAGAUAAAGGUCGAGCCGGUGUUGUUGACCUAUUUAGAGAGCCUACGUGCGCUCAAAGGUCUCCCACUUCGGACGACGUCCCAGAUCCGGCUGCAAUCGGCUCUGUACAGUAUGACCUCUCCAGGGGGACCCCUCUACCCGCCCCGCUCCGUCAGGCACGCCUCCACCAAAACGCUGGACACGCUGUUUCCCGUGGGGAAGGAGUUUCGCCAGAUUAUCAGCCUUGCGUUCCGCCUUCUUCAUCCGUACUACUGGCCCUCCUCGUUCUGGAACUUUCUAGUUACAAAAGUCCAGGCUAUCUGGCGGAGUAGUCAAGACAUCGCGAAUAGACUCUGGGAGACGUUUCCCUUACGACAAUGGCAAAGACACGUCGACUAAGGAUCUUGUGUCUGUUUCUGUUUGAGUAUUAUGGAGGACUGUCUGAGCUUAUUGACGCUUAUCAAUCUGUAUCGCUUAUUGGAAUCGGGCGGCUGCCUAGGGUACGAGUGUACAUCUUACUAAUCCUUACUUGAACAAGCUGAUGAGCGUCAUUCGUAAGCCCCGAGGAGACUGAGCGGGCCUCAGCAGGUCAACUUGAUCAAAUCGACUUGUAGAUCUGGUGCACUUUGUAUGCAGCAAAGUACAUAGACGGCCAUACGGUUGAUCAUUUAGUGCAGCCAAAAUUUGAUCUUCGAACAUGUAUAAGCUAGAGCUGCAAGUUGUGAGUGCGUGCCGCCAUGCAUGCAUGUGCAUGCAUGCAUGUUGGGACGUGCAAAUGACGGUUUGAAACUUAACGCGAAUGUGACUUCGUCAUUAUAAGUAGACGGUAUAGGCCGGGG